CAGUACGCGUGUGCGCACUUAUCGAAACCAGUUUCUCAUUGUUUUUGGGUGACUCAACUUGUUUCUUUGAGCUAACGGCGAAAUAACCGGUGAAUAUUAUGGCCCGAAGUCAAGGCAUCAAUAAAGAGCUCUCAAAUGUGAUGAAUGAGAUGUGGAAGUUAGAUGUCAACCGCAUGAGACCUGGAAUAGAUUAUAUAAUCAACCUGCAGGGGAAGGCUGGCUUUGUUUCUGAGGGCAGUAAUCACGCAAGGGACCGCGCUAGAGCUCCCCUGUUCUCAUAUGUCAACGAAGACAAGCUCAAAAGCAUGGAUACUUAUGCCCACUUUAUAAAACUGUUGGACAAUUAUGAGAUGUCUACAGGAGUGGCUGAGCAGGUGACAAAUGAGGAACUUCAGGAGAACAAUCUUUUCCUGGAAGCCAUUUUGAAGACAGAAGUCAUGAAGUGUGCCCACAGAUACUUAGUAAGCAAAGGUCGAGCUCCGUCGGACCCAGCUCAGUUUAAAAGGCAACUCUAUGACAUGUGGUUUAGGCUCUAUCACAGAGACAGAAAUGGAGGUGAGGAUUCCUGUGGGUUUGAACACGUGUUUGUUGGCGAAACCAAGUAUGGUAAGGAGAUCAUGGGCCUCCAUAAUUGGGUCCAGUUCUAUCUCCAGGAGAAACACAAUCAUGUGGACUACAAAGGAUACAAGGCCAGAGAUAACAAGGAUACGCCUGAUGAGGACGAUCAUGUCUUGAACCUGCAGUUCAGCUGGAACGGUCUGGUCAAGCCUGUGGGCAGUUGUUUCAUUGGCGUCAGCCCGGAGUUUGAGGUGGCUCUCUUUACUAUUGUCUUUCUCCUGUCUGAUGAACGCGUGACUAAUGUUACGGUGAAGGUGGACGAGUAUCUGAUGGUGAUUGUGGUGUACAGACACGGGCGCUCCAUCGGAACAUCAUACCCCAAAAUGAUCAGCAGCAACAAUCGGGAUCUCUAGAUCUUGUGCAGGGGUCAAAUGGUAUGAGACGGUUUGGAAAAAUUGGCUAGUAUGUUUAAUUGUACCAUAUGAACACUAUUAAAAUAGUUUAAUAGGUAUAAAAUAAUGAAGUAUAAAUCUUAAUUUUUAGUGUAUAGUCCAAAAAACAAUUAUCAAUGUCACAUUACAAAUUAUUCAUUUCAAAAGCUGAAAUAAUUUGUAUUGAAUUUUGAAAUUUGAGUAUCUUUAUCAAUUUAUUUUUGUUAUUGUAUGUUGUGAAAUCAAAAUAAUCCAAAAUAAUAUCUUUAGAAGGUUAGUUGCAAAAAACUUUUCUGAUUACAUUGACAUGACAUUUCUUGUUUGCAUACGGCCCUUGGCUGAGACUCAAAGAUUUAGGUUUAGUUUAUGGGCUACAUAAACAGUUGCUAUAGGUAUUUUUUAUGAGAUGAGCUAAUUCAUUUCAAAGAAUAUAGAGAUUUUCUUUUCUGCAUUUUGAAUCUGUAUGUUUAUCUAAAUUUUUUUAUCUAAAUUCUUGUUGACUGAUUGCAUAAUCAUAGACCAACUGUAACUGCUGCCAUGUUUUAGAAAUCAUGUACAAUUAUCUAUGCAUUUGUUUAAGUGCUGUAGAUCACUAAUCAGAAAACAAAAUAUUUCUUAUGUUCGUUUUUACGGGGCUGAUAGAUGAAGAAAAUAAUAACAAGGCAGCUAAGUACUUCCGUUAGUCAUUCCAUUAUUGCAUUUUUACAAUAUAAUUUCCUUAAAUAGUGGAAACGGCAAGAAAAGAGGUCAUUUUAUGUAGCACAAAGCUUUACUGGCACUGUUUUAUGACUGAAACAAUGUUUGUAAAAUGGCAGCAACCAAUGUGCCUUGUUUUUUUUAGAAUAAAGACCUUUAGCACAUUUAUAAAA
Molecule: messenger RNA, 1858 nt
Organism: Triplophysa rosa
Lineage: Eukaryota; Metazoa; Chordata; Actinopteri; Cypriniformes; Nemacheilidae
Product: Poly(U)-specific endoribonuclease-C-like
Exons: 7
Coding region: 99-971 (290 amino acids)
Molecular function (GO): RNA endonuclease activity
Source: RefSeq, a predicted model, not a curated record